AUGCUGUUGCAGUGGAGUCUCAUCAGAAAAUCAGAAACAGCUGCGCAGAAGCGGCUGCGCAGGAACAGCUGCGCAGAAGCGGCUGCGCAGAAGCGGCUGCGCAGAAGCGGCUGCGCAGAAGCGGCUGCGCAGAAGCGGCUGCGCAGAAGCGGCUGCGCAGAAGCGGCUGCGCAGAAGCGGCUGCGCAGAAGCGGCUGCGCAGAAGCGGCUGCGCAGAAGCGGCUGCGCAGAAGCGGCUGCGCAGAAACGGCUGCGCAGAAACGGCUGCGCAGAAACGGCUGCGCAGAAGCGGCUGCGCAGAAGCGGCUGCGCAGAAGCGGCUGCGCAGAAGCGGCUGCGCAGAAGCGGCUGCGCAGAAGCGGCUGCGCAGAAGCGGCUGCGCAGAAGCGGCUGCGCAGAAGCGGCUGCGCAGAAGCGGCUGCGCAGAAGCGGCUGCGCAGAAGCGGCUGCGCAGAAGCGGCUGCGCAGAAGCGGCUGCGCAGAAACGGCUGCGCAGAAACGGCUGCGCAGGAACGGCUGCGCAGGAACAGCUGCGCAGAAACAGCUGCGCAGGAACAGCUGCGCAGGAACAGCUGCGCAGGAACAGCUGCGCAGGAACAGUUGCGCAGGAACAGCUGCGCAGGAACAGCUGCGCAGGAACAGCUGCGCAGGAACAGCUGCGCAGGAACAGCUGCGCAGGAACAGCUGCGCAGGUACAGCUGCGCAGGAACAGCUGCGCAGAAACAGCUGCGCAGGAACAGCUGCGCAGGAACAGCUGCGCAGGAACAGCUGCGCAGGAACAGCUGCGCAGAAACAGCUGCGCAGAAACAGCUGCGCAGGAACAGCUGCGCAGGAACAGCUGCGCAGGAACAGCUGCGCAGAAACUGCUGCGCAGAAACUGCUGCGCAGAAACUGCUGCGCAGAAACAGCUGCGCAGGAACAGCUGCGCAGGAACAGCUGCGCAGGAACAGCUGCGCAGGAACAGCUGCGCAGGAACAGCUGCGCAGGAACAGCUGCGCAGGAACAGCUGCGCAGAAACAGCUGCGCAGGAACAGCUGCGCAGAAACAGCUGCGCAGGAACAGCUGCGCAGAAACAACUGCGCAGAAACAACUGUUCAGAAACAGCUGCGCAGGAACAGCUGCGCAGAAACAGCUGCGCAGAAACAGCUGCGCAGAAACAGCUUCGCAGAAACAGCUGCGCAGAAACAGCUGCGCAGAAACAGCUGCGCAGAAACAGCUGCGCAGGAACAGCUGCGCAGAAACAGCUGCGCAGAAACAGCUGCGCAGAAACAGCUGCGCAGAAACAGCUGCGCAGAAACAGCUGCGCAGAAACAGCUGCGCAGAAACAGCUGCGCAGAAACAGCUGCGCAGAAACAGCUGCGCAGAAACAGCUGCGCAGAAACAGCUGCGCAGAAACAGCUGCGCAGGAACAGCUGCGCAGGAACAGCUGCGCAGGAACAGCUGCGCAGAAACUGCUGCGCAGAAACUGCUGCGCAGAAACUGCUGCGCAGAAACUGCUGCGCAGAAACAGCUGCGCAGGAACAGCUGCGCAGGAACAGCUGCGCAGGAACAGCUGCGCAGGAACAGCUGCGCAGGAACAGCUGCGCAGGAACAGCUGCGCAGGAACAGCUGCGCAGAAACAGCUGCGCAGGAACAGCUGCGCAGAAACAGCUGCGCAGGAACAGCUGCGCAGAAACAACUGCGCAGAAACAACUGUUCAGAAACAGCUGCGCAGGAACAGCUGCGCAGAAACAGCUGCGCAGAAACAGCUGCGCAGAAACAGCUUCGCAGAAACAGCUGCGCAGAAACAGCUGCGCAGAAACAGCUGCGCAGAAACAGCUGCGCAGGAACAGCUGCGCAGAAACAGCUGCGCAGAAACAGCUGCGCAGAAACAGCUGCGCAGAAACAGCUGCGCAGAAACAGCUGCGCAGAAACAGCUGCGCAGAAACAGCUGCGCAGAAACAGCUGCGCAGAAACAGCUGCGCAGAAACAGCUGCGCAGAAACAGCUGCGCAGAAACAGCUGCGCAGAAACAGCUGCGCAGAAACAGCUGCGCAGGAGCAGCUGCGCAGGAACAGCUGCGCAGGAACAGCUGCGCAGGAACAGCUGCGCAGGAACAGCUGCACAGGAACAGGUGCGCAGGAACAGGUGCGCAGGAACAGGUGCGGAGGAACAGGUGCGCAGGAACAGCUGCGCAGGAACAGGUGCGCAGGAGCAGGUGCGCAGGAACAGCUGCGCAGGAACAGCUGCGCAGGAACAGCUGCGCAGGAACAGCUGCGCAGGAACAGCUGCGCAGGAACAGCUGCGCAGGAACAGCUGCGCAGGAACAGGUGCGCAGGAACAGCUGCGCAGGAACAGCUGCGCAGAAACAGCUGCGCAGAAACAGCUGCGCAGGAACAGCUGCGCAGAAACAGCUGCGCAGAAACAGCUGCGCAGAAACAGCUUCGCAGAAACAGCUGCGCAGAAACAGCUGCGCAGAAACAGCUGCGCAGAAACAGCUGCGCAGGAACAGCUGCGCAGAAACAGCUGCGCAGAAACAGCUGCGCAGAAACAGCUGCGCAGAAACAGCUGCGCAGAAACAGCUGCGCAGAAACAGCUGCGCAGAAACAGCUGCGCAGAAACAGCUGCGCAGAAACAGCUGCGCAGAAACAGCUGCGCAGAAACAGCUGCGCAGAAACAGCUGCGCAGAAACAGCUGCGCAGAAACAGCUGCGCAGAAACAGCUGCGCAGGAGCAGCUGCGCAGGAACAGCUGCACAGGAACAGCUGCACAGGAACAGCUGCGCAGGAACAGCUGCGCAGGAACAGGUGCGCAGGAACAGGUGCGCAGGAACAGGUGCGGAGGAACAGGUGCGCAGGAACAGCUGCGCAGGAACAGGUGCGCAGGAGCAGGUGCGCAGGAACAGCUGCGCAGGAACAGCUGCGCAGGAACAGCUGCGCAGGAACAGCUGCGCAGGAACAGCUGCGCAGGAACAGCUGCGCAGGAACAGCUGCGCAGGAACAGGUGCGCAGGAACAGCUGCGCAGGAACAGCUGCGCAGAAACAGCUGCGCAGAAACAGCUGCGCAGAAACAGCUGCGCAGAAACAGCUGCGCAGAAACAGCUGCGCAGAAACAGCUGCGCAGAAACAGCUCCGCAGAAACAGCUGCGCAGAGACAGCUGCGCAGAGACAGCUGCGCAGAUACAGCUGCGCAGAAACAGCUGCGCAGAAACAGCUGCGCAGAAACAGCUGCGCAGAAACAGUUGCGCAGAAACAGCUGCGCAGAAACAGCUGCGCAGAAACAGCUGCGCAGAAACAGCUGCGCAGAAACAGAUGCGAAGAAACAGCUGCGCAGAAACAGCUGCGCAGAAACAGCUGCGCAGAAACAGCGGCGCAGAAACAGCGGCGCAGAAACAGCUGCGCAGGAACAGCUGCGCAGAAACAGCUGCGCAGAAACAGCUGCGCAGGAACAGCUGCGCAGGAACAGCUGCGCAGAAACAGCUGCGCAGAAACAGCUGCGCAGAAACAGCUGCGCAGAAACAGCUGCGCAGGAACAGCUGCGCAGGAACAGCUGCGCAGAAACAGCUGCGCAGAAACAGCUGCACAGAAACAGCUGCGCAGAAACAGCUGCGCAGGAACAGCUACGCAGAAACAGCUGCGCAGAAACAGCCGCGCAGAAACAGCUGCGCAGAAACAGCUGCGCAGAAACAGCUGCGCAGAAACAGCUGCGCAGAGACAGCUGCGCAGAAACAGCUGCGCAGAGACAGCUGCGCAGAAACAGCUGCGCAGAAACAGCUGCGCAGAAACAGCUGCGCAGAAACAGCUGCGCAGAAACAGCUGCGCAGAAACAGCUGCGCAGAAACAGCUGCGCAGAAACAGCUGCGCAGAAACAGCGGCGCAGAAACAGCGGCGCAGAAACAGCGUGAAGUCUCAUCAGAAAAUCAGAAACAGCUGCGCGGAGACGGCUGCGCAGAAGCGGCUGCGCGGAAGCGGCUGCGCGGAAACGGCUGCGCGGAAACGGCUGCGCGGAAACGGCUGCGCGAGAACAGCUGCGCGAGAACAGGUGCGCGGGAACAGGUGCGCGGGAACAGCUGCGCAGGAACAGCUGCGCAGGAACAGCUGCGCAGGAACAGCUGCGCAGGAACAGGUGCGCAGGAACAGGUGCGCAAAAACAGGUGCGCAAAAACAGGUGCGCAGGAACAGGUGCGCAGGAACAGCUGCGCAGGAACAGCUGCGCAGGAACAGCUGCGCAGGAACAGCUGCGCAGGAACAGCUGCGCAGAAACAGCUGCGCAGGAACAGCUGCGCAGAAACAGCUGCGCAGAAACAGCUUCGCAGAAACAGCUGCGCAGAAACAGCAGCGCAGGAACGGCUGCGCAGAAACGGCUGCGCAGAAACGGCUGCGCAGAAACGGCUGCGCAGAAACGGCUGCGCAGAAACGGCUGCGCAGAAACGGCUGCGCAGAAACGGCUGCGCAGAAACGGCUGCGCAGAAACGGCUGCGCAGAAACGGCUGCGCAGAAACGGCUGCGCAGAAACGGCUGCGCAGAAACAGCUGCGCAGAAACAGCUGCGCAGAAACAGCUGCGCAGAAACAGCUGCGCAGAAGCAGCUGCGCAGAAGCAGCUGCGCAGAAGCAGCUGCGCAGAAGCAGCUGCGCAGAAGCAGCUGCGCAGAAACAGCUGCGCAGAGACAGCUGCGCAGAAACAGCUGCGCAGGAACAGCUGCGCAGGAACAGCUGCGCAGGAACAGCUGCGCAGGAACAGCUGCGCAGGAACAGCUGCGCAGGAACAGCUGAACAGGAACAGCUGCGCAGGAACAGCUGCGCAGGAACAGCUGCGCAGAAACAGCUGCGCAGGAACAGCUGCGCAGGAACAGCUGCGCAGGAACAGCUGCGCAGAAACAGCUGCGCAGAAACAGCUUCGCAGAAACAGCUGCGCAGAAACAGCUGCGCAGGAACAGCUGCGCAGGAACAGCUGCGCAGGAACAGCUGCGCAGGAACAGCUGCGCAGGAACAGCUGCGCAGGUACAGCUGCGCAGGAACAGCUGCGCAGGAACAGCUGCGCAGGAACAGCUGCGCAGGUACAGCUGCGCAGGAACAGUUGCGCAGGAGCAGCUGCGCAGGAACAGCUGCGCAGGAACAGCUGCGCAGAAACAGCUGCGCAGGAACAGCUGCGCAGAAACAGCUGCGCAGAAACAGCUGCGCAGGAACAGCUGCGCAGGAACAGCUGUGCAGGAACAGCUGCGCAGGAACAGCUGCGCAGGAACAGCUGCGCAGAAACAGCUGCGCAGAAACAGCUGCGCAGGAACAGCUGCGCAGGAACAGCUGCGCAGGAACAGCUGCGCAGGAACAGCUGCGCAGAAACUGCUGCGCAGAAACUGCUGCGCAGAAACAGCUGCGCAAUAACAGCUGCGCAGGAACAGCUGCGCAGGAACAGCUGCGCAGGAACAGCUGCGCAGGAACAGCUGCGCAGGAACAGCUGCGCAGGAACAGCUGCGCAGGAACAGCUGCGCAGGAACAGCUGCGCAGAAACAGCUGCGCAGGAACAGCUGCGCAGAAACAGCUGCGCAGGAACAGCUGCACAGAAACAACUGCACAGAAACAACUGCGCAGAAACAGCUGCGCAGGAACAGCUGCGCAGAAACAGCUGCGCAGAAACAGCUGCGCAGAAACAGCUUCGCAGAAACAGCUGCGCAGAAACAGCUGCGCAGAAACAGCUGCGCAGGAACAGCUGCGCAGGAACAGCUGCGCAGAAACAGCUGCGCAGAAACAGCUGCGCAGGAACAGCUGCGCAGAAACAGCUGCGCAGAAACAGCUGCGCAGGAACAGCUGCGCAGAAACAGCUGCGCAGAAACAGCUGCGCAGAAACAGCUGCGCAGAAACAGCUGCGCAGAAACAGCUGCGCAGAAACAGCUGCGCAGGAACAGCUGCGCAGGAACAGCUGCGCAGAAACAGCUGCGCAGGAGCAGCUGCGCAGGAACGGCUGCGCAGGAACAGCUGCGCAGGAACAGCUGCGCAGGAACAGCUGCGCAGGAACAGGUGCGCAGGAACAGGUGCGCAGGAACAGGUGCGGAGGAACAGGUGCGCAGGAACAGCUGCGCAGGAACAGGUGCGCAGGAGCAGGUGCGCAGGAACAGCUGCGCAGGAACAGCUGCGCAGGAACAGCUGCGCAGGAACAGGUGCGCAGGAACAGGUGCGCAGGAACAGGUGCGCAGGAACAGCUGCGCAGAAACAGCUGCGCAGAAACAGCUGCGCAGAAACAGCUGCGCAGAAACAGCUGCGCAGAAACAGCUGCCCAGAAACAGCUGCGCAGAAACAGCUGCGCAGAAACAGCUGCGCAGAAACAGCUCCGCAGAGACAGCUGCGCAGAGACAGCUGCGCAGAGACAGCUGCGCAGAGACAUCUGCGCAGUUACAGCUGCGCAGAAACAGCUGCGCAGAAACAGCUGCGCAGAAACAGCUGCGCAGAAACAGCUGCGCAGAAACAGCUGCGCAGAAACAGCUGCGCAGAAACAGCUGCGCAGAAACAGCUGCGCAGAAACAGCUGCGCAGAAACAGCUGCGCAGAAACAGAUGCGAAGAAACAGCUGCGCAGAAACAGCUGCGCAGAAACAGCGGUGCAGAAACAGCGGCGCAGAAACAGCUGCGCAGGAACAGCUGCGCAGGAACAGCUGCGCAGAAACAGCUGCGCAGAAACAGCUGCGCAGGAACAGCUGCGCAGAAACAGCUGCGCAGAAACAGCUGCGCAGAAACAGCUGCGCAGGAACAGCUGCGCAGGAACAGCUGCGCAGAAACAGCUGCGCAGAAACAGCUGCGCAGAAACAGCUGCGCAGAAACAGCUUCGCAGAAACAGCUGCGCAGGAACAGCUACGCAGAAACAGCUGCGCAGAAACAGCUGCGCAGAAACAGCUGCGCAGAAACAGCUGCGCAGAAACAGCUGCGCAGAAACAGCUGCGAAGAAACAGCUGCGCAGAGACAGCUGCGCAGAGACAGCUGCGCAGAAACAGCUGCGAAGAAACAGCUGCGCAGAAACAGCUGCGCAGAAACAGCUGCGCAGAAACAGCUGCGCAGAAACAGCUGCGCAGAAACAGCUGCGCAGAAACAGCUGCGCAGAAACAGCUGCGCAGAAACAGCGGCGCAGAAACAGCGAAGCGGCUGCGCGGAAGCGGCUGCGCGGAAACGGCUGCGCGGAAACGGCUGCGCGGAAACGGCUGCGCGAGAACAGCUGCGCGAGAACAGGUGCGCGGGAACAGCUGCGCGGGAACAGCUGCGCAGGAACAGCUGCGCAGGAACAGCUGCGCAGGAACAGGUGCGCAAAAACAGGUGCGCAGGAACAGCUGCGCAGGAACAGCUGCGCAGGAACAGCUGCGCAGGAACAGCUGCGCAGAAACAGCUGCGCAGAAGCAGCUGCGCAGAAGCAGCUGCGCAGAAGCAGCUGCGCAGAAACAGCUGCGCAGAAACAGCUGCGCAGAUACAGCUGCGCAGAUACAGCUGCGCUGAAACAGCUGCGCAGAAACAGCUGCGCAGGAACAGCUGCGCAGAAACAGCUGCGCAGGAACAGCUGCGCAGGAACAGCUGCGCAGGAACAGCUGCGCAGGAACAGCUGCGCAGGAACAGCUGCGCAGGAACAGCUGCGCAGAAACAGCUGCGCAGGAACAGCUGCACAGGAACAGCUGCGCAGGAACAGCUGCGCAGGAACAGCUGCGCAGGAACAGCUGCGCAGGAACAGCUGCGCAGAAACAGCUGCGCAGAAACAGCUGCGCAGAAACAGCUGCGCAGAAACAGCUGCGCAGAAACAGCUGCGCAGGAACAGCUGCGCAGGAACAGCUGCGCAGGAACAGCUGCGCAGGAACAGCUGCGCAGGAACAGCUGCGCAGGUACAGCUGCGCAGGAACAGCUGCGCAGGAACAGCUGCGCAGGAACAGCUGCGCAGGAACAGCUGCGCAGGAACAGUUGCGCAGGAGCAGCUGCGCAGGAACAGCUGCGCAGGAACAGCUGCGCAGAAACAGCUGUGCAGGAACAGCUGCGCAGAAACAGCUGCGCAGAAACAGCUGCGCAGGAACAGCUGCGCAGGAACAGCUGCGCAGGAACAGCUGCGCAGGAACAGCUGCGCAGAAACAGCUGCGCAGAAACAGCUGCGCAGAAACAGCUGCGCAGGAACAGCUGCGCAGGAACAGCUGCGCAGGAACAGCUGCGCAGGAACAGCUGCGCAGAAACUGCUGCGCAGAAACUGCUGCGCAGAAACAGCUGCGCAGAAACAGCUGCGCAGGAACAGCUGCGCAGAAACAGCUGCGCAGAAACAGCUGCGCAGAAACAGCUUCGCAGAAACAGCUGCGCAGAAACAGCUGCGCAGAAACAGCUGCGCAGGAACAGCUGCGCAGAAACAGCUGCGCAGAAACAGCUGCGCAGGAACAGCUGCGCAGGAACAGCUGCGCAGAAACAGCUGCGCAGGAACAGCUGCGCAGAAACAGCUGCGCAGGAACAGCUGCGCAGGAACAGCUGCGCAGGAACAGCUGCGCAGGAACAGCUGCGCAGGAACAGCUGCGCAGGAACAGCUGCGCAGAAACAGCUGCGCAGAAACAGCUGCGCAGAAACAGCUGCGCAGAAACAGCUGCGCAGGAACAGCUGCGCAGGAACAGCUGCGCAGGAACAGCUGCGCAGGAACAGCUGCGCAGGAACAGCUGCGCAGGAACAGCUGCGCAGGUACAGCUGCGCAGGAACAGCUGCGCAGGAACAGCUGCGCAGGAACAGCUGCGCAGGAACAGCUGCGCAGGUACAGCUGCGCAGGAACAGUUGCGCAGGAGCAGCUGCGCAGGAACAGCUGCGCAGGAACAGCUGCGCAGAAACAGCUGCGCAGGAACAGCUGCGCAGAAACAGCUGCGCAGAAACAGCUGCGCAGGAACAGCUGCGCAGGAACAGCUGCGCAGGAGCAGCUGUGCAGGAACAGCUGCGCAGGAACAGCUGCGCAGAAACAGCUGCGCAGAAACAGCUGCGCAGAAACAGCUGCGCAGAAACAGCUGCGCGGGAACAGCUGCGCAGGAACAGCUGCGCAGGAACAGCUGCGCAGGAACAGCUGCGCAGGAACAGCUGCGCAGAAACUGCUGCGCAGAAACUGCUGCGCAGAAACAGCUGCGCAGAAACAGCUGCGCAGGAACAGCUGCGCAGGAACAGCUGCGCAGGAACAGCUGCGCAGGAACAGCUGCGCAGGAACAGCUGCGCAGGAACAGCUGCGCAGGAACAGCUGCGCUGGAACAGCUGCGCAGAAACAGCUGCGCAGAAACAGCUGCGCAGAAACAGCUGCGCAGAAACAGCUGCGCAGAAACAGCUGCGCAGGAACAGCUGCGCAGGAACAGCUGCGCAGGAACAGCUGCGCAGGAACAGCUGCGCAGCAACAGCUGCGCAGGUACAGCUGCGCAGGAACAGCUGCGCAGGAACAGCUGCGCAGGAACAGCUGCGCAGGAACAGCUGCGCAGGAACAGUUGCGCAGGAGCAGCUGCGCAGGAACAGCUGCGCAGGAACAGCUGCGCAGAAACAGCUGCGCAGGAACAGCUGCGCAGAAACAGCUGCGCAGAAACAGCUGCGCAGGAACAGCUGCGCAGGAACAGCUGCGCAGGAACAGCUGCGCAGGAACAGCUGCGCAGAAACAGCUGCGCAGAAACAGCUGCGCAGAAACAGCUGCGCAGGAACAGCUGCGCAGGAACAGCUGCGCAGGAACAGCUGCGCAGGAACAGCUGCGCAGGAACAGCUGCGCAGGAACAGCUGCGCAGAAACAGCUGCGCAGAAACAGCUGCGCAGAAACAGCUGCGCAGGAACAGCUGCGCAGGAACAGCUGCGCAGGAACAGCUGCGCAGGAACAGCUGCGCAGGAACAGCUGCGCAGGAACAGCUGCGCAGGUACAGCUGCGCAGGAACAGUUGCGCAGGAGCAGCUGCGCAGGAACAGCUGCGCAGGAACAGCUGCGCAGAAACAGCUGCGCAGGAACAGCUGCGCAGAAACAGCUGCGCAGAAACAGCUGCGCAGGAACAGCUGCGCAGGAACAGCUGCGCAGGAGCAGCUGUGCAGGAACAGCUGCGCAGGAACAGCUGCGCAGAAACAGCUGCGCAGAAACAGCUGCGCAGAAACAGCUGCGCAGAAACAGCUGCGCGGGAACAGCUGCGCAGGAACAGCUGCGCAGGAACAGCUGCGCAGGAACAGCUGCGCAGGAACAGCUGCGCAGAAACUGCUGCGCAGAAACUGCUGCGCAGAAACAGCUGCGCAGAAACAGCUGCGCAGGAACAGCUGCGCAGGAACAGCUGCGCAGGAACAGCUGCGCAGGAACAGCUGCGCAGGAACAGCUGCGCAGGAACAGCUGCGCAGGAACAGCUGCGCUGGAACAGCUGCGCAGAAACAGCUGCGCAGGAACAGCUGCGCAGAAACAGCUGCGCAGGAACAGCUGCGCAGAAACAACUGCGCAGAAACAACUGCGCAGAAACAGCUGCGCAGAAACAGCUGCGCAGAAACAGCUGCGCAGAAACAGCUUCGCAGAAACAGCUGCGCAGAAACAGCUGCGCAGAAACAGCUGCGCAGGAACAGCUGCGCAGAAACAGCUGCGCAGAAACAGCUGCGCAGAAACAGCUGCGCAGAAACAGCUGCGCAGAAACAGCUGCGCAGAAACAGCUGCGCAGAAACAGCUGCGCAGGAACAGCUGCGCAGAAACAGCUGCGCAGGAGCAGCUGCGCAUGAACAGCUGCGCAGGAACAGCUGCGCAGGAACAGCUGCGCAGGAACAGCUGCGCAGGAACAGGUGCGCAGGAACAGGUGCGCAGGAACAGGUGCGGAGGAACAGGUGCGCAGGAACAGCUGCGCAGGAACAGGUGCGCAGGAGCAGGUGCGCAGGAACAGCUGCGCAGGAACAGCUGCGCAGGAACAGCUGCGCAGGAACAGGUGCGCAGGAACAGCUGCGCAGAAACAGCUGCGCAGAAACAGCUGCGCAGAAACAGCUGCGCAGAAACAGCUGCGCAGAAACAGCUGCGCAGAAACAGCUGCGCAGAAACAGCUGCGCAGAAACAGCUCCGCAGAAACAGCUGCGCAGAGACAGCUGCGCAGAGACAGCUGCGCAGAGACAUCUGCGCAGUUACAGCUGCGCAGAAACAGCUGCGCAGAAACAGCUGCAUAGAAACAGCUGCGCAGAAACAGCUGCGCAGGAACAGCUGCGCAGAAACAGCUGCGCAGAAACAGCUGCGCAGAAACAGCUGCGCAGGAACAGCUGCGCAGGAACAGCUGCGCAGAAACAGCUGCGCAGAAACAGCUGCGCAGAAACAGCUGCGCAGAAACAGCUGCGCAGAAACAGCUGCGCAGGAACAGCUACGCAGAAACAGCUGCGCAGAAACAGCUGCGCAGAAACAGCUGCGCAGAAACAGCUGCGCAGAAACAGCUGCGCAGAAACAGCUGCGCAGAAACAGCUGCGCAGAAACAGCUGCGCAGAAACAGCUGCGCAGAGACAGCUGCGCAGAAACAGCUGCGAAGAAACAGGUUCGCAGAAACAGCUGCGCAGAAACAGCUGCGCAGAAAAAGCUGCGCAGAAACAGCUGCGCAGAAACAGCUGCGCAGAAACAGCUGCGCAGAAACAGCUGCGCAGAAACAGCUGCGCAGAAACAGCUGCGCAGAAACAGCGGCGCAGAAACAGCGGCGCAGAAACACUCUAUAGCCUCCGGUUACAGGAGCGUACCUCCAUGUUCAAUGUUUUUUGGGCAGUUGAACAUGUAA
Messenger RNA from Schistocerca nitens (vagrant locust), 11694 nucleotides. RefSeq lists its product as uncharacterized. Gene Ontology annotation, biological process: cell differentiation. The transcript is spliced from 4 exons. The coding region runs from base 1 to 11694 and encodes 3897 amino acids. The record is from RefSeq and is a predicted model, not a curated record. NCBI's taxonomy places the organism in Eukaryota, Metazoa, Arthropoda, Insecta, Orthoptera, Acrididae.